AUGCAAAAUGCAUAUCAACCAAUCUUUUCGCAAGCUAUAGAGAAUAUGGCAUUGAUUCCAAUUGUUAUGAUAAUUUUGUUACUUAUACUAUCAACGUGCUCAUGUGCAGCGAUAAGUUCCAGUGAAUCUACUAUUCAAACAGAACAAAAUGUAGACGGACCAAAAUACGGUAGUCAAGCUAAACGUCUUUUUCAAUCUCAUAAUUACAUUUCUACUCAUAAAGCGCUGGAUUAUUGGGCUAUUAGUCCGUACUAUAUUGCUCAACAAAACGAACGCUCUUGUUCUGUUGCAAGCAUUACAAUGAUUGUGAAUGCCGCUAGAGUAGCGAAAACGCUUACGUCAAAUGAAGAACUUGCAACUCAACAAUCUAUUUUAAAUCGAGUAAAUAGUCAAGAAUGGAACAGACAAGUCAGCUCUAAUGGUAUUGGUGUAACUCUCAAUCAAAUGAAACAACUGGUUGAAGCAAGUCUUAAAGCAUUUAAUAUACAAUAUAUCUCGGUUGAAAUUAUUCACACUAUGGAUUUGUCAGAGGAAACAAAACAAAAGUUUCACAAGAUUUUAAUCGAAAAUGAGAAUUCUUCGACAAACUUUCUCAUUGCAAAUUUUGACGGUAGCAUUAUUUUCGAUGAUGUUCAAUACGGUCAUUUUGCACCCAUUGCUGCAUACGAUGCUGAUCAUAGUCAAAUUCUUGUGAUGGAUCCUGAACGUCAGAAUUAUGAACCAUACUGGAUAUCUGAAGAUAUGUUGCUUCACGCAAUGGUAACACAAGAUCCAGAAAGUGCUCAGUAUCGAGGCUAUAUAUGGAUAAAAAUCUUUGAAUGA
Molecule: messenger RNA, 822 nt
Organism: Didymodactylos carnosus
Lineage: Eukaryota; Metazoa; Rotifera; Eurotatoria; Philodinida; Philodinidae
Source: the annotation of a GenBank genome assembly